Molecule: messenger RNA, 1593 nt
Organism: Triticum turgidum subsp. durum (durum wheat)
Lineage: Eukaryota; Viridiplantae; Streptophyta; Magnoliopsida; Poales; Poaceae
Source: the annotation of a GenBank genome assembly
AUGGCGAGGCAUGAUGAUACACCUAUGAUCGAUAAGGAAACACACAGGCUUGCUGUUGUUAAUAUGGACUGGGAUCAUAUUAAGGCAGUGGACUUGUAUAUGGGGAUGACAUCUUGCGUCCCGAAAGGUGGGCGAGUUCUAUCAGUUUCGAUAUAUCCAUCAGAAUUUGGACUGGAGUGCAUGAAUAUUGAGAGAACACAAGGCCCAUCUGCUCUUCUUGGUGCCGAUGAGGAUGAUGGUGGUGAUGGUGGGGAAAACGAUAACAACGAGGAUGAAGAUGACAACAAUGAUGAUGUUGAUGACGAAUACGAUAGUGAACAUGACUCUGAGACCGAGAACAGGCUGCGUGCUUAUGAGCUAAACAGACUGAGGUACUACUAUGCAGUUGUUGUGUGUGAUUCCAGUGCAACUGCGAAUCACCUAUACACAACUCUUGAUGGUACUGAGUUCUUGAAAACGGCAAAUGUGUACGAUUUGCAGUUUAUUCCUGACUCUAUGGAGUUCAAGCAUGCUGCUUGUGGUGUAGCUACAGAGGCACCUCCUACUUACAAGGAGCCUGAUUUUGAAACUCCUGCUUUGCAACCAAGCAAAGUUGAGCUCACCUGGGAUGACGAUGAACCAGAUCAUAAGAUCAUCUUGAGGUGGAAGUUCAAAGAGGAUCAGUUAGAUGGCCCUGGUAUAUACUCGUAUUUAGCAAGUGAUGACAGUGCAUCAGAUGAUGAUCUAGACGACUCUGGUGAUGAGUCUCUGCCAAAUGGUGUAGCGAAAAGAAAGUUAAUAAACAAGGAAAGGUUGGCUCUUUUACUACAAGGAGAUAAAUCUGACGAGGAACAAAGUGAUGACCAGGGCAUGGAGAUAACAUUCAACAUGGAACCCGAGGACCUCAGCAAGCGUAUCCUUGAGAGAAAGAGCACCGAGACGAAGACUGUCUGGGAGACGCACCAAGAAAAAACGAAGGAGAAGCGGAAAGCUAGGAAGAGGUCGUCAAAGGAUGAUGAUGACUACAGUGACGAAGAUAGCGCUGAUGAAAAUGAUGAUUUCUUUGAGGAUGAAAAGGCUGAUGAAGAAGUUAGGCCAAUCAAGAAACAGAAGGUGAAGACCAAAGGGAAAGCAAAGGACAAGCUUCCAGAGGAACAUUUUGAGCCAGAAGCAACUAAAGAAGAGUUGGAGCUCUUGGUUGCUGCUGACCAGGAUGCAGCCAAUGGUGCAAAGGGUUGUAACAUAGAACGCAGGAGUAAGAAGGGCAAGGAUUGUGUCGAGGACAAACUUCCUGAAAUCGAUAUUAGCACAGAUGACUCGAGGUUCUCAGCCACGUUGACGAAUCAUCUGUAUGCAUUGGAUCCUACUGAUCCCAAGUACAAGAGGAGUGCCACCUUCAUGAGAAAACAAGCUAGGAAGAAGGGUGCGCAUGCAGAUGCAGGAACAUUGGACAGUGAACCACCUGUGGAGGAAUCACCUCUGGGGAAUCUAGAUGAUGCAUCUUGUAAGAAGACACGGAAACACGAUGGGGCGCGCUCCACGGAGAAACUGCAGAUGCUGUCUACUGUCAAUUCUCUCAAAAGGAACCUUACCGGGUUCAAGAAAGCAAGCUAG